GAUGUUCAAAGACAAAAAAUAUGCUGCAGAAGAUGUGAAAGAACUUAUCAAGUCCACCUAUUACACGCAACGAAAGGACAUCAAUAAAGGUACAAGCAUCCUGAAGCUAUGCCAAGAAUGGCCUUUUUUGUUCCAUGAAACUGGCAUGGCAGAACACUUCCAGCAACUUACUGGCAUCAGUCUGAUGGAAGCCUUCUUCACCAAUCUGGACAAAAAGGGGGAGCGCAUCGUCAACUUCCUGAAAACUGUUUUUGCUCAGAAAGAAAAACAAGUUCUGGAGUCUCUCCUCAAGUUAGCAAGUGAAAAAGGUCAGUCCAGUGGUUGUACGGAGAUGAUUCUUCUUCUACUUGCUUUUUUUGGUGAGAAGGAAGAGCAUAUGUUCCACUAUGUUGAGAAGACGAGCCUUGCUGAAGAGGUUGAGAUGGAGGAUGUGCCAGCAACACCCUGCCUUAUUGUGUGUGGGUCCUCUUGCUUCACUGCAGACUGCUUCAUGUUGAGUAUUGAUCAGAAGAUUAUCAAUGACCACAUCACUGCCUUCUCCUGUGCCAUCUGCCUGAUGUUUGGCAGUUACUACUGUUUUAAUAUACACUACCCAGUGGGACUGCGGUCAACACUGGAGUUCCUCCAGAGGUGUUUCUUUUCAAUUAAUCCGGAGAGAGGAACAAAAGUUGAGCAUAGCAAGAGGAGGAAGAUCUUUGCGGUCAACCCAAGAGUCCUCACGCUCAUCGCUGACCUUGCAGACCAUGAGUGGACUUAGACCAUACUUUGUGAGUCAUGUGAUAUGAUGUGUAAUGUUGUUAUGUUGCGGUAUGUUGAAAACUGCAUUUUCUUGGUAUUUAAGGUUUACACUGUAAGAUUUCACAUUUUUCAUCUUCAUGUUAAAUUUUGCAAAUUUAUGUUAGACAUUUUUUUUAUAUAUAUGUAUAUAGCAGAUGACAAUAACACAGAUUUUAUGCUGCACCACUGUCACGGCUUAAUGAAUAUGUGGUGAUUUACAAGUUUCAAGUCAAAAAACCUGACAAACGUGAACAGUUUUAGCUAUCUAUUUCAGAAAGGUUACAGUGGUGCCCAGCACAUUUGUUAGAAAGUUCUUAUUUCUGUGUAUGUGCCAAUUCCAUAUGAUAUGGAUUAUUCAUUUGAAACACACUGCACCGGGGUUGAAGUGAUAAUGUUGUGUCAUAUCUGU
Molecule: messenger RNA, 1186 nt
Organism: Xiphophorus couchianus (Monterrey platyfish)
Lineage: Eukaryota; Metazoa; Chordata; Actinopteri; Cyprinodontiformes; Poeciliidae
Exons: 3
Coding region: 2-757 (251 amino acids)
Source: RefSeq, a predicted model, not a curated record